GAAGGUCCCAGCAGCCAGAGAGCCACACUCCGGGACGAGCCUCUGUGGGAUCCCCGCCUCCGUCACGUGGGUGCCGAACCGGGUCGGUGCUGGCGGGUCCGCCACUUGGUUGGCAGUUGGUCCUUGGGCCAGUGGCCUGUCACUGGAUUCUCGCUCUUAUGUUGUAAAGUGUGAGGGACACAGGAGCGACCUGCAUACCUGAGCCUCUGAGAGAGAAGCUGCACUCUGGCAUCCAGUAGCAGCAGGAGACUAAGCAGAUAAAAGGAGUCAUGACUUCUGACGCUAGUCAUAUGCUGGAAGCUGCCCUGGAGCAGAUGGACGGGAUCAUUGCAGGCACUAAAACAGCUGCAGAUUUUAGUGAUGGUACCUGUGAGCCUGGGCUGUCUCCUCCAGCCACCUGCUUGAACUCCAUGCCUGUGCUCCAUCUCAUUGAGGACCUGAGACUAGCCUUGGAGAUGUUGGUGCUUCCUCAGGAAAGAGAAGCCCUCCUGAGCCAGGUCCCUGGCCCAACAGCUACCUACAUAAAGGAGUGGUUUGAGGACAGCUUGUCCCAGGUAAAUCACCACGGUGCUGCUAGUAAUGAAACCUACCAGGAACGCCUGGCACGGCUAGAAGGAGAUAAAGAGUCCCUCAUACUACAGGUGAGCGUCCUCACAGAUCAAGUGGAAGCCCAAGGAGAGAAGAUUCGGGACCUUGAAGUGUGUCUGGAAGGUCACCAGGUGAAGCUCAAUGCUGCAGAAGAGAUGCUUCAGCAGGAGCUGCUAAGUCGCACAUCUCUGGAGACCCAGAAGUUGGAUCUGAUGACUGAGGUGUCUGAGCUGAAGCUCAAGCUGGUUGGUAUGGAGAAAGAACAGAAAGAACAAGAAGAAAAACAGAGAAAAGCAGAGGAGUUACUGCAAGAGCUUAAGCACCUCAAAAUCAAGGUGGAGGAGCUGGAGAACGAGCGGAACCAGUAUGAGUGGGAGCUGAAGGCCACCAAGGCUGAGGUAGCCCAGCUGCAAGAACAGGUGGCCCUAAAAGAUGCAGAAAUUGAGCGUCUCCACAGCCAACUCUCCCGGAGUGCAGCUCUCCACAGCGACCAUGCAGAGCGAGAUCAAGAAAUCCACCGUCUGAAAAUGGGGAUGGAAACACUGCUUGUUGCCAAUGAGGAUAAGGACCGUCGGAUAGAGGAGCUGACAGGGCUGUUGAACAAGUACCUAAGGGUAAAGGAGAUUGUGAUGGCAACUCAGGGGCCUUCAGAAAGAACCCUCUCCAUCAAUGAAGAUGAAAUAGAGGGAAGCUUCCGAAAAUGGAAUACCACAAAUAAAAGCCCAGAGGAAGUCCUGAAGCAAGAGAUAGCACCACGAUGCAGCUCUCCCACUCCAGGACCACCUCCUUUGCCACAGAAAUCACUGGAGACCAGGGCUCAGAAGAAACUCUCCUGUAGUCUAGAAGACUUGAGACGUGAAUCUGGGGAUAAGUGUGUCGAUGGGAACCAGCUCUCCCCGGUGGGAGAACCCAAGGACAGCUCUUUCCUAGCAGAGCAGAAAUACCCCACAUUACCUGGGAAGCUUUCAGGAGCCACACCCAAUGGAGAAGCUGCCAAAUCUCCUCCCACUGCCUCCCUCCAGCCUGACUCUUCAGGGAGCAGCCAGCCAAAGCUGAAUCGCGGCUGGAGUGUCAGUGCUCCCGUAUUAGGAGACACAGAAGGAGGUUGGGAAGAUAUAGUCUCAUCUGCUUCGUCUGGUACUGAGUCAAGCCCUCAGUCUCCCGUGACACCAGAUGGCAAACGGAGCCCCAAAGGCAUUAAGAAAUUCUGGGGAAAGAUCCGAAGAACUCAGUCUGGAAACUUCAAUACUGAUGCACCGGGUAUGGCAGAGUUUCGACGAGGUGGGCUCCGAGCGACUGCGGGACCAAGGCUUUCUAGGACCAGGGACACCAAGGGACAGAAAUGUGAUGCCAAUGCCCCCUUUGCCCAGUGGAGCACAGAACGUGUAUGUACAUGGAUGGAGGAUUUCGGCCUGGGUCAGUAUGUGAUCUUUGCCAGACAGUGGGUGACAUCUGGACAUACACUAUUGACAGCUACCCCUCAGGACAUGGAAAAGGAGCUAGGGAUUAAACACCCCCUCCAUAGGAAGAAGCUGGUUUUAGCAGUGAAAGCUAUCAACACCAAGCAAGAAGAAAAGUCUGCGCUACUGGACCACAUUUGGGUGACACGGUGGCUUGAUGAUAUUGGCUUACCCCAAUACAAAGACCAGUUUCAUGAAUCAAGAGUUGAUGGGCGAAUGCUGCAAUACCUAACUGUGAAUGAUCUACUCUUCUUAAAAGUCACCAGCCAACUACAUCAUCUCAGCAUCAAAUGUGCUAUUCACGUGCUACAUGUCAACAAGUUCAACCCCAACUGCCUGCACAGGAGGCCUGCUGAUGAGAGUAACCUUUCCCCUUCCGAAGUUGUGCAGUGGUCCAACCACAGGGUAAUGGAGUGGCUGCGAUCCGUGGACCUGGCAGAGUAUGCACCCAACCUUCGAGGGAGUGGCGUCCAUGGCGGCCUCAUUAUCCUGGAGCCUCGCUUUACUGGGGACACCCUGGCUAUGCUUCUUAACAUCCCCCCACAGAAGACGCUCCUCAGGCGCCAUCUGACCACCAAGUUCAACGCCCUGAUUGGUCCUGAGGCUGAACAGGAAAAGCGAGACAAAAUGGCCUCACCUGCUUACACACCUCUGACCACCACCGCCAAAGUUCGGCCUAAGAAACUUGGAUUUUCACAUUUUGGAAACAUGAGAAAAAAGAAGUUUGAUGAAUCUACAGAUUACAUUUGCCCCAUGGAGCCUGGAGAUUCUGUCAGUGACAGCCACAGGGUCUACGGAGUCUACCGGGGCCUCAGUCCCCUUGAUAACCAUGAACUAGAUGGUUUGGACCAGAUGGCACCUUCUGAAGGCACUGUGACACAGAUAGGGCUCCUCUCCCAAGACAUCCACCGCCUCACGACUCUACUGAGCCAGGACCAACUCCUGAAUGACCGCCUGGCUGUCCCUGAUGCUGAUGACUGCAGAUGACAUUCUUCAUGGCUGAGAGCCUAGAGAGGCACACGUGGAGCCCCAAUGUUCGCCUUAAUGGGGAGUUGGCACAGAGCCACCGAGAGAUGGGGCUUAUGGGCCCCUUUGGAUGUAGGCGCUGACCAGAGCAAAAGCAGAGGGGUGGGACAGGUAUCCGGUCGUGUCCCCGCGUUUCCCUGUGUCGUCAGCGCUUGCUUUCCACUGCAACUUUUCUACCUUUUAUACUUUUAUAUGCCAACUGCAGAUGAUCCUGCAGAGGUGAAGGUGGUGUGGUAAAUGCAGAACAAAGACAAUGAGCUGUUAGUUCAUGAAAGCCUGUGAUUGGAGGUGGGGAAAGGUUGUAUAAGCCGUUCUGUGUGUCAUGCAGUGGCUGAGUGAAAUGAUUUGGGGGGAGGGGUAGUGGACCCUCUGGGGCAGCUUCAUAGAAGUAUGCAUGUCCACUUCCAGAAGCCUGGGCCUCUGAAUCAGGACUCUUCUCUUGAUUCCCCAACAGCUUUCAUCUACCCUCAUUCCAAGACACAUUUCCCCCUCAGCUGCCUCAAAUACAGUGUCUGGUCAAACACCGCCCCCUGGUGGACAGUCUCCAAACUCAAACUUCAUUGUUUUUUCCUGUUGUGUCUCAUACAAGCCAGUUCCCUCCCAGGCCAUGACUAUUCUAGUUCCAGCCUUGCUGUCUGAUCGCUGUCCCUGGUUUUCUACUUGGUCCCUCACUUUCCUAGACGAUCCCUGCCAACCAUUCUCCACUUCUGUCACCUAGUCACAUUUCUGCUUUGAAUUCCUUAGUCGCAGAUGGACAUGCCAUCUUGCCACCUUUGUGCCACCUUUCCACCAUCAUGCUUACCUUUGUGAGUCCACCGAUGUGUCUUUGCUUCACUUCCUUUAUUCUUUCUUUUGGUUCCAAAUCAACUCUGCCCUUCAGCAUUGUGUGCCUCUGAGAUGUUCACAGUUCACUUUAAGGUUAUAUGCACAUGUAUACCUGAUACACAAACCAGCUGAGCUGCUGUAGUCUGUGUGGCCUAAGUGAGUUCCAAGUGUAUUGCUUGUAAUCAAGUUGCCAGUCACCACUAUCCUUGGUCUUCCCUGCAGAUGUCAUUGGCACCUCUUCUAGCUAGGAAAGCCAAAAGCAUCUCCAGGCUUUGUCCAGUGACAAGUGAAAUCACCAGAAGGUCUACAGAAUGAAAGAUCCAAUGAUGUGGAAUGAGUCCAGUGGUGAAAGGCUUUGCAGCUGACCCUAGUGGCACAUGCUCGUAAUCCUAGUUAUUAUUAGUUGGAAAGCUGAGGUAGAAGGGUUGUGGGGUUCACAGAUGACUUGAGCUACAGAGUGAGUUCAAGGCUAAGCGGGGCAGUGUAGCAGCGAGUGAGCCGUUGUGUCUUUCCCUGAGGGGGUCAUUAUGAUAGAAUACACUGAGUACAAUUGGGUGAAUGAACGAGGGAGUGUCCCUCCCGGGCCUGUUUGAGAUGGUGUUUGGCCCCCUGUGGGUGAGAUUCAAGGAUAUAGCAGAGCUCCAGGGAACCCCAUUCCUCUCUUCUUUUUCUUGUACCCCCCACCCUCCCGCAUGCACACACACACACACGUGCACAUUAAGUAGCAAAUCCUGCAGCAAGUGCUAACACUGCAGCUACUUUGCCAGUUCUUCCGAAAGGAUAUAAAAUUAAACAGAUGCAGGUUUAAAGACAACUCUGCCACCCACUGUCUGAAUGGCUGGAGAAAUGCAUGACUAACGCUGUCUGUUUCCUCCUGUGCGACUUAGAGAACAAAAGCUCCGUAGAACCUCUGGCCCAUUAGGAAGAUUAUAAGGAAUGGAGUUGGGGUGAGCUUUAACCCCUGCAGUAGCAGAGCACCAGUAUGUUAUUCUCACUUUGACCUGCAGGUGGCACUAGUGGUCCCUGUAUCAUCUGGUUUGAAUGAUGGGAUUUGAAGCACAGCUUCUGGGAAAUGGGAAAUGAAGAAACGUAACCAUGCCAACUUUGACACAGUGCCAAGGUGGAGGAUACUAAAAUAUAAAUAUCCACAAUAUUGCCAUCUGCUGUACAAAAUGCAGAGAGUCAGAAAGGGGUUCCUGGAGCCUACCUACUGUGGAUUUAGUGCCCUGACAUACAGCUUUUUUUAAAAAAGUGUCUCACAAGGCAAGGAAGACCACACAAGGCCUUUGCCCUCUUGUGAGUUUGGCCUUCAAAGCAGAGAAAUGUAAAGAAGGUUCGUAAGUGGUUAGGUUGAUAGAGACCUGUUCGGAUCCUGCUGGAAUGCUAUCCCGUAACCGUCGCUAUAUUGCCAGUUCUGGUCACACCCCUACUCCUUUUCACCCUCACCUCACAUCAGCAAGUCCUGGGUUGCCCAGUGUAUUUUCUACAUAUCCACACAUUGUAAGCUAAAUGCAAAGCAGUCCAGUUUAUUCCGCUAAGCCAUGGAGAAAGUCAUGGAGAAAGUGGCUUCCUUCCCAGCCUCCAAACCUGGAAGCUCCAAAAUCACUUUUGUCUUCAGCCCAUGAACACUUCUUAGGCCCACAACCAAAAGAACAUCAUGCCCAAGGGUGCAUGGAGAGACACCUUGCAAAUACCUGACUUGAACAGGGUGAAGCCAAACUCACUCUAAAACAGAGAGAGGGACCCGCUAAGUAGUGUGGGAGGUGUUAGUAGGUAAAAAUC
This is a messenger RNA of Mus caroli (Ryukyu mouse), 5681 nucleotides long. RefSeq names its product PPFIB scaffold protein 2 (gene Ppfibp2). The record is from RefSeq and is a predicted model, not a curated record. Gene Ontology annotation, cellular component: presynaptic active zone. Gene Ontology annotation, molecular function: protein binding. NCBI's taxonomy places the organism in Eukaryota, Metazoa, Chordata, Mammalia, Rodentia, Muridae. Gene Ontology annotation, biological process: neuromuscular junction development.